Molecule: messenger RNA, 636 nt
Organism: Arachis stenosperma
Lineage: Eukaryota; Viridiplantae; Streptophyta; Magnoliopsida; Fabales; Fabaceae
Product: protein FAR1-RELATED SEQUENCE 5-like
Exons: 4
Coding region: 1-636 (211 amino acids)
Biological process (GO): regulation of DNA-templated transcription
Source: RefSeq, a predicted model, not a curated record
AUGGCACUUGUGAUAGACUUGAAUACGCAGCCAUCGCCAGAAGAAUUCCACUCAUUUUAUACCGAUAUUGAUAUGGAUGAUAUAAAUAUUUGUAAUAGUUCAAGCAAUUUUGCUACAGAGACUGAAUGCACGACUGACGUCAUAAAUCAUCACACCAUUUCUGAUGUGGAGAUUCCAAAAGUGGAGAUGCUAUUUGAAACCCUCGAAGAAGCACGCCAAUUUUACAACUAUGCCAAUAAAGUGGCGCUUGCUGAUGAAGUUGGUGGUCGUUCUAAUCUGAAAUUUCUUGAGAAGGAUGUUAGAAAUUAUAUAUCUGGUAAACUUCGAAUCAAUGGAGAUGAUACUGAUGCGCAAGAGAUGCUGGACUAUUUUACCAAAAUGAAAGAGCAGAACCCGAAUUUCUUUUACGACAUUUGUGUCUAUAGUGACAAUAGUCUCAAGCAUGCAUUUUGGGCGGAUGCUCGAUCAAGAAUUGCUUACGAGUAUUUUGGUGACGUGGUGUCAUUUGACACCACAUACAAGCUCAACAAGUAUAAGAUGUCAGUUGUAGCAUUUGUGGGUGUCAAUCACCACGGAAGGUCAUGUCUUUUCGGGUGUGCUUUAUUGGAAAAUGAAGAGACUGAGUCCUUUGAAUGA